Molecule: messenger RNA, 1267 nt
Organism: Solenopsis invicta (red fire ant)
Lineage: Eukaryota; Metazoa; Arthropoda; Insecta; Hymenoptera; Formicidae
Exons: 9
Coding region: 75-1247 (390 amino acids)
Biological process (GO): sensory perception of smell; detection of chemical stimulus involved in sensory perception of smell
Cellular component (GO): plasma membrane
Molecular function (GO): olfactory receptor activity; odorant binding
Source: RefSeq, a predicted model, not a curated record
AAUGAAAUGAAAGAAAAAAAACAAGUGAACUCUAGUCUUUCUGUUGUCAUUCGCAUAUACAUGAUCGUGAAGAAAUGAUCUGUACCAAUUCUUUACACAUUGGUCUCAAUAAAAGUUUGUUACUCAUAGUUGGUCUAUGGCCUUAUCAGCAAUCUAAACUUAUUCAACUCCAAUUAACGUUGUUUAUUAGCGUUUUGAUGACAUUUAUCUUAGUUCAGUUUACGGCAUUUUUUACUUUACGAUGUACAUCAGAAUUAAUCGUCAAUAUUCUUGCGUCUGCAUUAUUUUAUAUUUUCUUUGCAAUUAAAUAUAGUUCAUUUAGUGUUAACCUUGAAGCCGUAAAGUAUAUGUUGGAACAACUGCAACAUUUGUAUAAUGAACUAACUGACGAAAAUGAAAUCAAUAUUAUAAAGCAAUAUGCGAUCUAUGCAAAACGUUACACUAUUGGAUUAACAUUGCUUCUUAUAUUGAUGAUAUUGAUUUUUAUUUUAAACUCAACUUGGUUGCACAUUUUUUACAUAUUAUUUUCUAUAAAUAAAACUCGAUCACAUUUUUCGUCGCUACUUGUGACAGAAUACUUUGUCGAUCAUGAAAAAUACUUUUACUUGAUACUUUUUCAUACAAAUGCAGCCUUUUUUAUUGGAUUAGUCACAAUGCUAGCAACAGGAUCAAUGUUCCUAGUUUACUUGCACUAUGCGCGCGGAAUGUUUCAAAUUACCAGUUAUCGUAUCGCAGAAGCAAUUACACAAAACACUUUACAAAAUAAGAAUUUGAUUUACGAGAAAUUAAUUUGUGCUGUGGAUAUGCAUCGCAGAGCUCUGAGAUUUUCCGACUUGAUAAUAUCUAAAUUUAAAUUGAUGUUUUCUCUUAUGAUGAUAAUUGGUGUGAUCUGCUUGGCUUUAAAUGCUUUUCGGGCUUUUCACUUGACAUUCUUUGAAUUUGAUAUUGGAGAAUUUUCGCUACGAUUAAUGUUUAUGAACUCUCUCUUAUUUUAUGGGCUUAUAAGCAACUAUUUAUCGCAAGGAAUUAUAGAUCAAAAUAAUAAUGUAUUUGUUUCUGUAUACAACAUUCACUGGUACAUAGCUCCAAUGCAAAUACAAAAAAUAAUACUCUUCUUUUUGCAAAGGGGAAGCAAGGAAUACGCUAUAAAUAUUGCUGGAUUAUAUGUGGCCUCAUUACAAGGUGUAGCUUCGUUGAUAAAUACGGCAUUGUCGUACUUCACGGUUCUUUAUUCUGUACAAAAUUAACAAAAAAAAAAAAAAAAAUA